AUGAUAUAUCCACUCAGUAUAGCAGGUAUUGCGUUGGCCAUCAUCAACCAGGUCUUAAACCUGGGCGAGAGAACAUCAAAUAUAAUCAGGGAGCUCAAGGACUUUGAAGAGACAUGGCGAGCUUCGGCCUUCAAAGCUUUAUUGUUUGAGGACCUACCUAUGCAUGAGGGCAAGACCCUUUUCGAGCAUUUCGACAAUACCGCACAGGAGCAAAUCAGGCUGGCCCUCGAUGACAUUCUAGAUGCAAUUUCCGACGCAAGCAGGCUCAUGGAGCGGCAGCUUCCACUGUCCAAGCACAUCUCCAGCAUGCUCCAGAUCCCAGUGUACACCAAACUCCGGUGGAUCUCCCACGACAAAAGACGCGCCUUGUCUAUUAUAACGCGAGUAGUGGACCUAAACACCCGCUUGCGAGACAAGCUAGAGCUUCUGCUCAUGGCCUCCACUGUUGGCGGCGGACUCCAACAUUUGAAGCGACUUCAAAGCAGCCCGCAUGCCCGAGAACUCGGUUUCCAGGACGAUGACAUCGUUUUCGACCGCGAAAGCCGGUUCACGAGUACAUGCCGAAACGGAAACCAUGUCCUCGUCGAAAAUAGCGGGCCUGUGGGCGAAAGCUUUAGUGCUUUGACGGGGCAUAUGAGACAUCGCGUGGAAGCAUUGGCCGGGUUCUUACACCAGCCAAAAGGACAAUCUUUCCGGAUUCCGCGCUGCUUGGGCUGGCAAUUUGUCCCGGAAAAACAGAGCGUUACUCUCGUCUUCGAGGCACCUGGAAACAACGCAAUGAAGCCAAUUAGUUUACUGGAGAUGCUUCGGACAAAGUCGAUCAAGCCUUCGCUUAGAGACAAGUUCCAAGUGGCUUUUGGCCUGGCGAAAAGCGUAGCUCAACUUCACAUGGUGCAGUGGGUUCAUGAGAGUCUGAGGAGUGAGAACAUACUGUUUUUCCCCAAAGCAGAUGUGGAACCCACAUCACACCGCUCUUCCAAGUCGAUACUGUUCGAGGAACCUUGGAUACUUGGGUUCGAGUUCAGCCGACCAGACCCUUUCUUUUCCUCUGGAUGUACAGACACAGAUAUGGCGAGCAAUGUCUACAGACAUCCAGAACGUCAAGGGUGGCAUAAUGGAGUCAUCCAUUUGUUCAAGAAAGAACACGAUAUCUAUGCACUCGGCGUGGUGCUUUUAGAGAUCGGUCUCUGGGAAACCGCACUCCAGCAAGACAGCCGAAAAUUCGCCAGCGUCGAAAGUCCCGCAGCCGUGCAACGGCAUCUCACAAAAGUCGCCGAAAGGAGGCUCGAAUCGCGAAUGGGGCCCAAAUUCCAGGCCUUAGUGCUGAAAUGUCUGUCGGGAGAUUUCGGUGUCAAGGAAGACACGAAAGAGGACUUGCACCUCCAAGAGGCUUUCCGGUCUCAGGUUGUAGAUGUUCUGCAACGCGCACUCGAGAAUGUUUGA
This is a messenger RNA of Aplosporella prunicola CBS 121167, 1443 nucleotides long. RefSeq lists its product as uncharacterized. The record is from RefSeq and is a predicted model, not a curated record. The transcript is spliced from 6 exons. Gene Ontology annotation, molecular function: protein kinase activity; ATP binding. Gene Ontology annotation, biological process: protein phosphorylation. Bases 1 to 1443 code for a protein of 480 amino acids. Lineage: Eukaryota; Fungi; Ascomycota; Dothideomycetes; Botryosphaeriales; Aplosporellaceae.